Molecule: messenger RNA, 994 nt
Organism: Eruca vesicaria subsp. sativa (arugula)
Lineage: Eukaryota; Viridiplantae; Streptophyta; Magnoliopsida; Brassicales; Brassicaceae
Source: the annotation of a GenBank genome assembly
UUGGCUUCUUCUCUCGGAGUUCCGUCAACAGGUUAUAUCAAUAAAUGGAAUUCGGGCCAUGGAUUAAAGCUACCACAAACUAAAAUGUUGUUGUUAACAUAUUCAGUUGUUUGGAUGAGCUUCUGCUAUUCACUUGCUUUCUGAAGAGAUUUUGGAAUGACACUAUGCAAAGAUGAGGAUGAGAGUUUAAGAGGGAAGAAGAGGAUGUUUAUCAGUGAUUCGAAGAGGAUGUUUAUCAGUGAUUUGUUGAACCCGAGGAAUGUAUCGUCUCUGAUAGAGCUCGAUGAUCGAACACUCCGUAACGUCUUCUUAAUGCUGAUAUGGGACCUAGAUACAAGAUGCCUAAGGAUAACUCUCAUUAUCAUAUGGCAAUCGGAGGUGAAGGUAUCAUGGAAACACUUAACUCAUGUCGACAUAUUAAGAAUCCAGAAACUACAAGUGGUGACCUUUUAAAGAAGAAAAGCUCUUUAGCAAAUCCUCUCAAAAAGAAGCCUAUGGAAUGUAUCAGUCUCUUUCAUCUGCCUUCUUCGCUCACAAACCACAAAAAGUUCAAGAUCCAUGGAGAUGUUUGGUUCCCUCACCCUCUUCUCUCUCAAGGUAACUCUUCAGUCUUCAUCUUCUGGAAGCCAUUGAAGUAGAUCUGCAGAGAGUUCUUGCUACGAUACUGAUCGGGAGAAGGAGCUUGGAGGAUGGAUUAGGAGAAGAGAUUGAGACAAAGCAUCAGUAACUCGAGGAAUCAAGGAUUUAAGAAAAAAAAUUGAGAUUAUUAUUAGUCUUUGUUGAUCUUUGUGGAAUAAGUUAAGAAUAUAGUUUUUUGGUGGUGUGUCAAUGGUGAGGUAGGCGAUGGUGCAAGCUCCUCUCCAAGGUUUUGCCGUUUUCUAUUAAUUAUUCUAUUUAAUUAUGUAUUUUAUGUAUGUUUUACAAUGUUAUCCUUAUUAUUAUGUCAAAACAUGAAAGGAGGAUAUUUGAUGAAAUGUGAUAAUAUAUUCUUUUG